CUAGGCACAUGUUACACGCGCAUUAUAUUAUGCGCAUAUAUAUGUGCAAUGCGUGAAUCUAGAUGGAGUGGGUAUUCCCCGCAUGCCGGAGACGAUCGGCGAUCAAGCAUUGAGAAUUUGAGAUUACAUUCUGGCUGAAAAUGUCGGUAUUAUCCCAGAUUAUUUCGAUUGUAAAGUUUGCAAAGCAGGUUCAUGAUGCUGUUGAAGAAGUCCAAAGAUUUAAGGAAAGGAGUAGGACUCUUAACAAAUAUGUUGAACUUAUAGUUCAGCCGUUAGAAAUCCUGCGAGAGAAAUGUUCGCCGGAGGAGCUUGAAAGGCAUCGCCCAAGUCAACCGGGUGGGUCCGGAGACGCUGCCGAUGGUAGCGAACGCCCCUGGAAACCAAUGCUCCUCGAGUUCCAAAACUGUAUUGAGCGUAUCCUGAAAUUCCUGAAGAAACUCUCAAAUCAGUGGUGGAUUACGAAAAUCUUUAAGAAGGAUGGGAUUCGUUAUACAUUUGAUGGCUUUAACAAUAGUCUAAUGACCUUGGGGCAAGGCCUUAUUUUAUCACUUCAGACAGAAUUCAGGACAUUGUUCACUGAUGAGUUAGUAAAGCAGUGGGAAACCACCUUCAAUCUGCUCAACUUAUUGCAAAAUGAUGUGAACGAUAUAAAAGCAGAUCAGAAAACUCAAGGUGUGGAUAUAGCAGACACAAAGGAAAUGGUCAAGGAAAUAAAAAUGCUCCAGCAAGUAAAAAAACCCACAGAAAAUGAGGGGCACAUCAAAUACUCGGACUUAAGUGAUGUUAAAAAUCUUCAUGAGGGAAAGUAUGGGCCUAUCUACAUGGCUAAACACAAGUGUGAAGACAAGAUGCUGGUUUUCAAGACUUUUGAAGACAAUGGGGUUGCUGCAAGGAAAGAACUGAAGGAUCAGUGUAGGAUGUGGAAAAUGCUGAAUUUUUCUCGCUUCAUUGUUCAUCUCUAUGGAUACACAAUUGAUGACAAUGGUUGCAUGUGCUUCGUAGUUGAAUACAUGCCCCUUGGCACCCUCCGUAGUGUGCUCCUUGAUGAAGACAAACAUCAGUUACCAUGGGAACGACGAAAGAAGAUUGCCUGGGAUUGUGCUCAGGGUCUUGCUGCAAUCCACUACGGACAAGCAAAGACGUUGCUACAUAGGGCAAUCACCUCUAAUAGAUUCAUGUUGAAUGAGGACUACAGAGCCAAGAUCUCUGAUAAUGGCUUUGUGAAGUCUGGGUCCAAGAUAAGUACGAGUAAAUCAUCGGCGACAUAUCGUGGAAGCCUGGAUGACGAUGAAACUAAUUACCUCUGUCCUGAGGAGACGGUUGAACCCUUCAAGAGAACCAUCAAGAGUGAAGUCUACAAACUUGGAAUAGUGUUUUAUGAAAUAGCUGCAAGGAAAAGACCAUUCCAGGCGAUGGAAGAAAGAGAUGCGAAGCAAAUGGAAAAAGUAAUGAAAUGGAAGUUUACCAAGAAAGGAAAGAAGGAAGAGCCUCCUUCGGAUACGCCAGAAGACUUCAAGCAACUUAUCAACCUUUGUAGAGAAAAAGAUCAAUGUAAUAGACCUUCUACCAAUGAUGUUGUCUGCACCCUUGAGAAAAUGUGUGUUCCAGAGCUUGAUGAAUAAGAAACAUAUACCGUGUUUACACAGUGACACGGCUCGGGGGUUCGACACGCGAGCCGUGCUCAACACGGCAAUUUUAU
Lytechinus variegatus (green sea urchin) is the source of this 1699-nucleotide messenger RNA. Its product is annotated as probable tyrosine-protein kinase DDB_G0290471. The transcript is spliced from 12 exons. NCBI's taxonomy places the organism in Eukaryota, Metazoa, Echinodermata, Echinoidea, Temnopleuroida, Toxopneustidae. Bases 141 to 1622 code for a protein of 493 amino acids. Gene Ontology annotation, cellular component: plasma membrane. Gene Ontology annotation, molecular function: ATP binding; protein kinase activity. The record is from RefSeq and is a predicted model, not a curated record. Gene Ontology annotation, biological process: protein phosphorylation; cell surface receptor signaling pathway.